Molecule: messenger RNA, 2046 nt
Organism: Mesorhabditis belari
Lineage: Eukaryota; Metazoa; Nematoda; Chromadorea; Rhabditida; Rhabditidae
Source: the annotation of a GenBank genome assembly
AUGUCAGAUGGCAGUGAUUUGGAUGAGGCCGCUCACGAGCGGAUGUUGCAGUCGGUUACCGGCGAUGUUGGGAAACGAUACGUGAAAAGAGAAACGCAAAAAACGACCGCCGAUGAUCUAUUAAAUGCCGUUACAACAAAAAGGAACAUUGGACAAACGAGAAUCGAUGAAACAAAGCGAAAACAAAUACGCGGAAAGGAGACUUUGGCAGCACCACUUCACAGGAUUGCUCGGGAUCGUUUACAGGGAGCUGUCAGCUAUGUUGAGUUGAAGAAAGAAGUAAACGUUUGGGCGCCGAUAGUUGAAGAAAAUCGAGUCUCGGAUCAACUUGUGUUCCACGAGGACGAUAUGGACGUCAUGAAGCCGAUGAUCGCCGCUGAUAAAACGGCGGCUUUUUACGCUAGGGGGCCGAAGUCGGAUUUGGAACGCGAGAUGGCCGAAGUCUUAAAACAAAGCAAGUUCAAUAUGACUAAUGAUGCUGAAUUGACCGAAGGCGAGAAGGAAAUAAUUCGAGCGAUGGAUUUGAAAGAGGCGAAGGCUAAACUUGCUCAGAUGCGAAAAAUGCGAGCACUAAUGAGCUACAAACAAGCCAAUGACGCUCGAAAGUCGAAAAUUAAGAGCAAACGGUAUCACCGCAUCCAAAAGAGACAAAAGCGACGCCAGCUUUUGAAGGAAUUUGAAGAUUUACUUUCUCGAGAUCCCGAGGCCGCGAAGGAGAAGUUGAAAGAAUUAGAUUCACAACGGGUUUUCGAGCGAGCAACGCUGAAACACGGCAAAGGAAAUGCAUUCAACAAAGAGCUUCGAAAGUACGCCAGCAAGAACAAAGAAGCCGCUGCACUAUUGGAGGAUCAUUUAAGACUUGGACGAGAACUCAAAACGAAGGCACGGGAUGAAACGGACUCGGAAGCUAGCACAUCAGAAGACGAAGAAGAUGCCGGAACAAAGACGUUCGAGCAAAUACUGAAGGAAUCCGCUAUUGAAGCGGCUAAGGCGGCUGAAAUGGAGCCUGAAGAAGAAACACCACGGAUACAACUUGCGGAAGCAAAGAUGACUCUUGCCAAAAUGCGAGCCCAGAAAACACGCGAAUUAGAGGAAGCGAAAUUGCGAGGCGCCGGAAAGGAUUUGCCGAAAAGCAAGAUUUUUGAAGAAAACGAGGAUUGGGAAGGUGGUGAAUCGAUUUCAAAGAUCAAUGAGAGCAUAGCAAAGCAGAGCACUGUGGAAACAAAGCCACCAAAGAAGAAGCGUAUCAAAAAGGAUACUACAGCUGAAGAUGAAAAGAACGAUUUGUUCUCUCAAUCCAAACACAAAGACGUCGUUGAAUUGUUCGACGAGGCUGAUGAACAGAUGCUCGAAUUGGCCAAAAAAGAGAUUGAACGAGAAAAGCGUCGAGAGCAAUUUGAAAAAGAAGAUCAAAUAGAAGAAACGACAAGAAAAACGAAGAAAAAGAGUAAAAAACCUACUUCCGUUGUCAACGAAGAACCUAUGAUUGACCCAAAGAAUUUCUUGACGUUAGAGACAAAUAACUUGAAUGCACUUCCGACGGAUUUUAUUGAAAAAAUGGAUCAAGCAGACUAUGAUCAGAGUCAAGCCAUUGCUCUUGCCUUUGCUGAUGAUGAUGUUGUUGGAGCAUUUGAAGAAGAGAAAGGAGAGAUUGAGGAGAGGGAAAAGGGCAAAGAUAUCGACCUGUCAUUACCCGGCUGGGGCUCUUGGACAGGCAAUGGAGUUAUUGAGAAAAAGCCAAAGAAAAAUCGAUUUGUAAUAAAGGCAAAAGGGGUCAUGAGAAAGGACAAGAGUCGAGCCGGUAUCAUCAUUUCUGAACAAACUACCCAGGGGAUCACAAAGUUACAACCGAAGACCGUCCCAUUUCCAUAUACUCGAAUGGAGGAUUUCGAGGCGGCCGUUCGACAACCGAUUGGACGAGAAUGGAAUUCAGCGUCAGCUCAUCAAUCGAUUGUUCGUCAAUCUGUUAAGGCAUCGGCUGGACGUGUCAUUCGACCCCUUAACAAGAAAGACGUGCUACAAGAAGAAUUUGUGGAUGAACUCAAG